This is a messenger RNA of Pleurotus ostreatus (oyster mushroom), 732 nucleotides long. RefSeq lists its product as uncharacterized. The record is from RefSeq and is a predicted model, not a curated record. The transcript has 14 exons. The coding region runs from base 1 to 732 and encodes 243 amino acids. Lineage: Eukaryota; Fungi; Basidiomycota; Agaricomycetes; Agaricales; Pleurotaceae.
AUGGACGAUGCUGCUUUGGCUGCUGAGCAGCUCGCUCUCUGCAUGAACGACCAACAUAUUAGCUUCGCGUUAUCAUAUGCUAGCGGGGCAAUCUUUCUUUAUGACUUUCUCCUGACUUUCCCUGAUGAGCUGAGCCACAUGUGGAGGUUCAAGCGAGUUCGCGCUGGGAGUAUCUUGUUCUUCAUCGCUCGAUAUGGAGGAUUUACGAGCGCUAUCAUAUGUUUUCUACCGGUGGAUGUAGCGCUUGGUAAUGUCCGCACAUGCAUGAGACUGAUUACCAUCGUCUCCUCGGACGCCGUCUUGGCCGUCCGGACCUGGGCGAUCUGGGAGCGCCGGAAAAGCGUCCUAUUACUUCUCUUAUCCACUGCCCUUGGCGCUAUAGGCGCAGCCGUAUUCAUUCUUGAAAAAGAUGCAAGUACUAGCAAAAUGGCUCCCGCUAUAUCUCCUCUCCUACCAAACUUGUGCAGCUACAUCGAGAGCGAUGUUACGAACUUGUGGAGCAUCCCAUACUUCCUCACUAUCAUGUACGAAACGAUAACGCUUGUACUAACACUCGCUCAAAUACUUCGCUGGCGCCAACGGAUACCAGCCUCCGUGCGUUCUUCUUUGUCGGAUGCCUUAUGGAAAGAUGGUGUCACUUACUUCGCCUUCAUGCUUGUCCUGUCUAUCAUUAAUAUCGGUCUCGUUUUCCAAGUCACGCUCCCUCAACUUCGUUCAGGGGGAUCCCAGUAA